AUGAUCCGGACUGUUAUACAAGGUGACAACGAGGACGAGAAGAGCAUCACCGAGACCGAAGAGGAGAAGACUCGCAACACUCUUGCCCCCAAAAACCCGUCAAACGCCAAAAGACUAAGACUUGCCGUGUUUUCGAGCAUGUCUCACCUCGCAAGGGCAAGAAGACUGACUACAAGAACCUGGAUGAUCCAUUCGUCAACAUGGAUAGUGCCCAGGAUGAGAAUCGAUGCUGCUAUCAAUAUUGAGGAGGCUGUCAAGGCAAUCGUGGAAGGUACCAUCUAUGAAACCAUAGAAGGCCGCUUCCGCAUCAUCAGGAAAGAAGUCAUGAUCCUUGGGGCCGAGAUUGACAUUAGAGACCGUCCUAAAGCUCCAGCAGAUUCGGUGAAAUAUCCAAAAUUCACUACCGCCGUGAAUUCGUUACCUAUGGAUAUCAACGCUAAGAACAGCAUGCAUAGAACAGGCAAAGUGGAUCUUGUGGCGCAGAAGAAGAUCAAGUUGGAAAAGAAGGCCGACGGCAAAGCCGAGGUGGACGGGAUCGGCGCUGAAGUGUUUAAAGCUGAAGCAGGGGGAGAGGGCAUUGAUCUGGAGCGUGACGAUGCUGCAUUCGAAGUGACGAUCCACCCACCUCAUCUACAACCGUUCAAUCACCAACAACGCCUAUCAAUCUCUCACUUCAAAAGGCCUAAAGGUCAAGAAUUAAUCGACUGGACUCCUGAAAAUGACGCAAAAUUAAUGCUCACCAUCCUCGUCGUCGAAAACGUGUAUCCCAACUGCGAGAAAGUCGCCGCAGCUUUCGGCGGUGCCGUCAACGCGAUGGCCAUCUCCAACUGCCUCAGUCGUCUGCGCAAGAAGGCUGCUGAUGACGGUCUCAUGUCUAAAGCAGGCGUCACGGUGCCUGCGAAGGGAUCUAAGGGCACUGCUGCCAGCAAGAAGGGAAAAGGGGGGGAAGAAGGGGGGAAUGGUCGCUGA
Messenger RNA from Letharia columbiana, 969 nucleotides. RefSeq lists its product as uncharacterized. The transcript is spliced from 7 exons. NCBI's taxonomy places the organism in Eukaryota, Fungi, Ascomycota, Lecanoromycetes, Lecanorales, Parmeliaceae. The record is from RefSeq and is a predicted model, not a curated record. The coding region runs from base 1 to 969 and encodes 322 amino acids.